Molecule: messenger RNA, 1021 nt
Organism: Cucumis sativus (cucumber)
Lineage: Eukaryota; Viridiplantae; Streptophyta; Magnoliopsida; Cucurbitales; Cucurbitaceae
Product: sirohydrochlorin ferrochelatase, chloroplastic
Exons: 6
Coding region: 130-747 (205 amino acids)
Molecular function (GO): lyase activity
Source: RefSeq, a predicted model, not a curated record
AUGAUCUUUUUAUUUAUUGUUUCUUUUUUUCAUUUAGGCCAAUGAUGCAAUUGAAUUUUUACCAACGACGUCGUUUUUUAAGUAUCAGGUUCAAGGGCUGCCUCUUUCUCUGGCAAAGGAUCAGGACCCAUGUCUUCGUUUUCCAUCACUCCUCAAAUUUCACCCAAGAGUUCUUCACCAGUGGAAACUAGAAGACUAUUCUCAAUCUGCGCGUCUCAGAGAUCUUCAAUUCCUGUUGGACGCCUUUCUAAAUUCAGAAAUUUCACCUCGCGGUUCCGCAUGAGUAUUGAUAAUGGAAGCUCUAAUCGGAUUGGUGCCGGAGAUGCUGUGAUUAUCGUCGACCACGGCUCCCGUCGCCGGGAAUCUAAUCUCAUGCUGAAUGAGUUCGUUGCUAUGUUUAAGGAUAAAACUGGUUACCCCAUUGUGGAGCCUGCUCACAUGGAGCUGGCCGAACCAUCCAUUAAAGACUCAUUCACAUUGUGUGUUGAACAAGGGGCCAAACGUAUCAUCGUCAGCCCGUUCUUUCUUUUCCCCGGUCGACAUUGGCAACAGGAUAUUCCUUCCUUAACAGCUGAAGCAGCAAAGGAUCACCCAGGAAUAUCGUAUAUAAUAACUGCACCUCUCGGUCUUCACGAACAACUUGUGGAUGUUGUGAACGAUAGAAUAAAUUACUGCUUAAGCCAUGCUGCUGGAGUGUCAGACGAAUGUGAAGUUUGUGCUGGCACAGGCAAAUGUAGAUUUAAUUAGUGUAUGAAAGUAGAGACUUGGGAUGAAAUCGCUCGGUUUUUCGACGACUUUCAUUUGAAUACCAUUCAAUGGCUUGGCAGUUGAAGGCUUGAGAAUCUAUUUAUCUUGUUUUGUAUCAAUACUUUGUAAAAUUUGAGCUCUUUGGUUGUUUUUGUAUAUUAUAUCUUCACAUAUGACUACGGUCUACAACAAUAUGCACAAUAAUAUUAGUUCCCAAAAAUGAUUUUGAGAACAGUUCGAGAUUAGUGAUAGAAAAUCAGAGCUUUUUCAUGAA